UUACCUACUCAGUAUAAAAAUUCUUGCAAAUACGAACAAUCAUUUUAGUGUUUUGAAAGAAAAACGAACAAAAAAUAAGUGUUGCUUAAGCUUUGUUAUAAAUCGCCGCAAUAAAAUCUGUCACCAUCACCACUGUCUGCCCGUUAAAUAGUGGGAUUUGGAAAUUAAACCCAGUACACGCGAAUCGAGAGUUCCAACUCUUAACCACGGAGCAGUAGGUACUCGGAAAUGCUAUGAAGUAAAAAAUAUACCUAUCACGUGCUUGGAAAUAACUCUGUGAAAAAAAAGAUCUUUAAAAAAGCCCGCACCUCGCAGUAUAAUGUUUUAGCGAUAGAAUUUAAUUUUACAUGUUUUAAGAACUUAUUUACUUGCUAGAAUAAAUUAUAAUUUGUAACCUAAUUCAAAUAGGCAAACAGGAGGCAUUUCCUAGCAUUGCAUUGCAAUACAAUAGGAUCAUUUGGUGCCGUAUAGAGUAAUAAUCGCGCGCGAAAUCAAGGCCAAUUUAUGGUUCGAAGGGCGGGCGGGCGUAUCACGAACCCACGGGCAGUCAGUCGCUCCGCUCGCGUCCCGUGCCGCUGCCCGCGCCCCACGCCUGGCUGCGAUGCUGCGAACGUGCUGCUUGCUGCUGCUCUGUAUAGCAGGCAGCCGACAACUGUCUAUUACGGAGUUUGCCGUGCCAAGUGCCGUCGAGGCCGGGAAGAAUGCCGAGUUCCAGUGCCGGUACACCGAAACGGAACCGAUCGACUACAUCAAGUGGUGGUGGACGCCGCUCUACGUGCCCAGCGAUGACAGGAACCGAGUCCUUCUGUACCAACGUCUGCAGGGCCAGCCUGCCGAGCUAGCACGGAAGAACAUUGAGGGGAAAGACAAUGACGCUAUCCUGUUAAUGGACCUGGAACCAACCGACUCCGGGAUCUACGAAUGCGAAGUAUCUGGUGUAGCGGAGGUUCGCAAGCAUCAAGAUUUGAUUGUCUUUUCAAAUGCCACCGACAUGCAUUUGAAUACAACGACGCUGGUUGACGAGAUGUACCCCGACCGGUCGGAAGAGGAGGUGCUGGUGGAGUGCGCGGCGGCCGGCGCCUCGCCGCAGCCGGAGCUCGCGAUCUAUGUCAACGGGGAAGAAAUCGUCAAUUUAACGCAGCUUGUUUCUGGCGGCGAGGCCGGAUUCUACAGCGUGUACGCCAACGCAACCGUCAGCAAGGAGGAACUUGAAGACUCCGAGAUUCACUGCGAACUGUUCUUCGAGAACAGGAACAUAACUCAUCCUCCCUACGUCGUCAAACUACUGUAUUCGUCAGGCGCUGGCUGGUCUACGACGGAGGCGGCCGAGGACACGACCCUCUCAGAAAUGGCAUCCGAAUUGCAAAACAACGGCGUCAGUGGUCUUCACGCAUGCUUAUGGAUCGUAAAUGUGGCAGUCAUAUUACAAUUGUAUUUUCAUGUUAUUUAUUGAACUCAUGAUGUGAUACUAAUAUAAUAAUUUACCAUGUUAUGGUUAUUCAGUAUUAAUUCUAAUAAACUUUUGAUUACUUAUCUAA
Molecule: messenger RNA, 1538 nt
Organism: Ostrinia furnacalis (Asian corn borer)
Lineage: Eukaryota; Metazoa; Arthropoda; Insecta; Lepidoptera; Crambidae
Product: V-set and immunoglobulin domain-containing protein 1
Exons: 7
Coding region: 602-1453 (283 amino acids)
Source: RefSeq, a predicted model, not a curated record